Sitodiplosis mosellana (orange wheat blossom midge) is the source of this 2421-nucleotide messenger RNA. Its product is annotated as C-type lectin 37Db-like. The coding region runs from base 715 to 1242 and encodes 175 amino acids. Gene Ontology annotation, biological process: biological process involved in interspecies interaction between organisms. The record is from RefSeq and is a predicted model, not a curated record. Gene Ontology annotation, cellular component: external side of plasma membrane. Gene Ontology annotation, molecular function: carbohydrate binding. NCBI's taxonomy places the organism in Eukaryota, Metazoa, Arthropoda, Insecta, Diptera, Cecidomyiidae. The transcript has 5 exons.
AGUAUGUAAACGACCUUCCAUCAAUAAACAUCUCUUUUUUUCUCUCUGUCUUUCGCUGUAUGUGAUUUAAAUCAGUGAAAAGGUUUUAUCAUCAAUCAAAAAUCACUAUCCAGCUCAAUACGUAGAAUUUGAAUAAACGAUUUAGUUUUAAGAUAGUUUAGCGCAAAAAAAAAUCAGAGCAAAAAAAAAGCAUUACAAAUUCUCUUUUCGUUGAUGUACAUUUUAUGUCAGUUGAUUUCCAUUUUUGAACGGGACUCCGGUUGCUACUAACGGUUUUCGGUGCACAAAAAUCGCGAUCUCUUGCAUUUUUCCUUUCAAACGGCUCUGAGACGUGGAACGAUCAUCAUUGCACUUUCACGUACUCGAUCACUGGAUUAGAUUGAAGGAAGUGUUUUGUAUUAAGUGUCACACAUAUCAUUUUUUUUUCUGGAGCAGUUGCAAUCGAUUCAAGAGAGAACACGAUUCAUGCAGAGGAAAAAAAAUAAGAAUCAGAGAGCGAAAGUGCUUAAUAUCGCUGAUAAAGUUGUGUGAAAGUGAUAAAGUGACAUUGAUCGAACAAAAAAGCAACAACAAUUAGUAGAGUACUGAAAAUCGGUUAUCAAGUGAACGCCAUAGCAUAAGUGUUUUUCGACACUUUAACAGCCGACCAAAAAAAAAGAUAAAUUGUAAUUAAAGUUUGCGAGAGUGCGAGAAGCGACAAAUAAUUUCGACGACAUGUUUCGAGUUGCGAUAUUGGUGAUUUGCUUUUCGAUUGCAUCGGCUCAACGUAGUGGCAACAUUGUCGGCAAAGAUUGUGUAAAUUGCAUCGAUGAUACGCCGCUAGCCAACCGAUGGACCAUGCCAUUGCAUAAAAUUGGUGACAAAAAAUAUUACAUCGGCACAUUUUUCAAGGCCAACUGGUUUAAGGCGUCGCAAUACUGUCGCUUCCAUGGAAUGCAUUUGGCCAGCAUUUCUUCGCAAGAGGAGAAUGAUCGGCUUGAGAAACACAUCAAAGAUUUCGGAUUUGGCAAUGAACAUUUCUGGACGAGUGGUACCGAUUUAGCUGAAGAGGGUAACUUCUUCUGGAUGGCCACCGGCAAACCCAUUACAUUUACCAACUGGAACGCGGGCGAACCCAACAAUUUCCGAUAUGAAAACGGUGAAGAAGAGAAUUGUAUGGAAUUGUGGAAUCGCGAUGGCAAAGGCCUCAAAUGGAACGAUUCACCAUGCAGUUUCGAAACUUUCUUUGUAUGUGAAGCAUAACAAAGAUAAGCUUUGAAAUGUCCUAUCGUGAAUGUGACGGCGAAUUUUUUUCAACUCAUGAUGGAAUAUGAACGCAUUGGUUUCUGUUUUUUUUUCUCGUAAGACAAUAUUGUUUUGGCAUUUGAAGUGUUGAGCCAGUGUUGGUUAGAUUGUUUUUAAUUGAAAAAACCCGAAAAUUGUUUCAAAAACAAAAUUGUUUUUUUGCUACCAUAGAAUUUCUCACAUUUCGGAAAUCCGAAUCAAUUUUCCGGAUUUUUCAAUUACGGUUUUUAACCAAUAUUCCACUGAACAAUUCGAAUGCCGACCAAAAUUUUCGUCUUGGAAAAAAAGUCUAUAUUUCAUGAGGAGUCGAUUUAAAAAUUUUCCCUUUGAAUGUGGCCCAUUUAAGUUGCCUUUUAGAUUUUAACAAUGCAACGAGACAAUUGUAAAUUAAAUAUGUUUAAAGCAAAGGAUUCGCACGCAUACAACGAUGAAAAUGAACGGGAAAUGCGUUCCAAUUCAGGAAAAUAAGAGUGUAUUCGGAUAUAUUAUGUGAAGGAAGAAAAAAACAAUGUGUAUAUAAUUACGAAAAAGAAAGAAGAGAAAAAAAAUGAAUAAUGAGAAAUCGAAUAAUUUAUUUAUUGCUCAAUCAGACAAAGAAAGACACACAUUAUUUUUCUAUCGACAUUUUUCUUCUUUUUUUAGUUUCAACUUCUUCUGAAUGAAUCUUUGCAUUUAGCGUAUUUUCGUAAAGAUUUCUUCUCUUUUUGCACACAUUGUAGCUUAACUUACGCUUGCUAAGCUACCUAAAUACUGCAAAAAUAUUGUGAUUAAUUGACCGCGCAGAAUUGAAUAGUUCUUUUGUUUCUCUCUUUUUAUAAUGAGAUUUACAAGCAUCAAAUAAUUAUUUCAGGAGAGGUGAAAAGAAGAAGAUGGAAAUAAAACAGUAAUAGUAAUACUCUGAAACAUACAUAUUUUUUAAAAUGCAAUGUAUAGUAUUAGCGUUUAAUGUUACCUUUCAAAUGAUGCGCCCAUAGAUGUUCACUCGCAUUUAGAAUCGUUGAUUGUAAUGCAUAAAUUUAGUUGAUUUCAGUUAAGUCAAUAUUUUAAGAUAAGAAAAAACCGAUUUUCGAUUUUAUUUUAUUUUUUUGCCGUUCAAAAACCUCGAAAUAAAAUUGGAAAUAACUUUAAAUCAACAAA